Molecule: messenger RNA, 890 nt
Organism: Pelagomonas calceolata
Lineage: Eukaryota; Pelagophyceae; Pelagomonadales; Pelagomonadaceae
Source: the annotation of a GenBank genome assembly
CCCGUGGACACGUGUUUAGGCUCCCGUUGGUAAGGGUUUAUUUUUAGGGGGGCUGGGGGGGUGAGGCUUGCGACCGAGGUUAUAGAAACAUAUGAGUCCAGUGGCCGCUUCCGGACGUCUCGACGUCUCGAUGAAGCAGAUUGUCUCGAUUCGAUUCGAUUUGGGCCCUCUGGCGGCCUGGGGCCCGCCGGACGUCUCGAUGUCUCGAUUGUCUCGACUCGAUUGGAUUUGGGGCCUCUGGCGGCCUGGGCUGCUGCACGACGUUCGCAAACGUCCCGACGGCGACGGCCGAGCGUCGGUCGUGGUACGUCCACGAGUCCGAGCCAUCCCUCGCGCGCACGAACGCCGUGUAGUGUGCGUUCUGGAACACCGCCACCGCGAACAGGUCCACCUCGAACUUGACCUUGCCGAUCGACGAGAACACGCGUUUUGCCGGGAGCUGCGCGUCGCGCCACACGAGCUCGAGCAGCGCCGCCACGUCGUCGCCCUCCUGGUCCGUCGAGUACCACGCGAGGCUCAGCACGAGCGCCUUCGCGGCACGCUCGAGGACCACGUUGACUUCGCACGCCCGCGGCGCGUGUAUCCUCGAGCGUCGCCACGGCCUCGCGGGGAUCAUCAAGUGUCGGCUUUGUAGAGCGCCCUCGCGUAAACAUCUUUCAUCAGGACCGAGCGUGUCCUCAUGGUCACCACCGAGAACGCGCUGCGCCGCAGGAAAUGUCUUUCGUAGCACACCCUUGGCUUCUUCGAAGGGCUCUAGCUCGAACAGAGGCGUUGCGUAGCUGCUACGAGGGUCAUUUCAUGUUCCUCGCCAUGGAGUCUGACAACUCUGGACUGAACGUCUCGUUUAGGAAUGCUUCAAACCAUCCUUCCAUUUUCGUGUGCUUGUUUAC